AUGGUGAUGCUGAGAAAUCCAUCACCGCUGCGAGGCGAAACUGCGCCGAAGAAUUCAACAAAAUUUGAACAAAAAAGGGUUGGUAGAAAGUCAAGAGGUACCAGUCCAAGUGGAAGUUCAACAGGAUCUCGUGGAAGUAGUCCAGGAAAAAUAAGUUUAAAUUCCAAAGGACUGCGUAAAAGCCCAUCCCUUGGAUCUAGAGGAAGCGAAACUGGGAGUAUAGAAAGACUUAAUGAUGGAGACCGAAGAGCGAUUGCCUCAAAACACAUACUUCCAGAGGAUAACAUCAAUGUUGUCAUUAGAGUGCGUCCGCUCAGCAAUAAGGAAAUUAAAACCGGCGAUGACAUGGCCGUUCAAUUUCCUGGUGGAGGCCAGAUAUACUGCGAUGGCUUUGCUCAUAGCACGGACAAGAAGGCGAAGCUAUUUUCUUAUAAUGUUGUGUUCGAACCUGCAGCCUCUCAGGAGGAUAUUUUAUUAUAUUCCGGUAUUAAAAAGCUAAUAGAGAUGGCAGUCGAGGGUUUCAGUUGUACGGUGUUCUGUUACGGCCAAACCGGAAGUGGCAAGACACAUACACUUACGGGACCGCCUGGACUGUUUAAGCGCAUGAAUCCCUACUCGGAGGAUCAUGGACUGGUCUUCCGCUCAUUUGUCUACCUCUUUAAAAUCCUGCAGGACCGGCGGGAAUGUAAUUUUGUCUUGAAAGCAUCCUUUUUGGAGAUUUAUAACGAGAAGGUUAUAGAUCUACUAAACCCAGGCUCCAGAAAGCCACUUGCUGUCCGGUGGAGUAAAAAGUCACGUGGAUUUUUUGUUGAAAACCUUUUCACCGUUCAAUGUGAAGAGUUUGACGACCUUUUAGCUGUGUUAGAAGAAGGAAUGAGAAAUAGAGCUGUCGGUUCGCACAAUAUGAAUGAUCAUUCUAGUAGAAGCCAUACAAUAUUGACUGUUCACAUAACUUCCGAACAACAGAUGGAGAAUGGCGUUUUCAUUACCAGGCAGGGAAAGAUCAACUUUGUUGACUUAGCUGGUAGUGAAAUGACAAAAAAGACACAAAGUGAGGGGAAAACUCUAGAGGAGGCAAACAACAUUAAUAAAAGUCUGAUGGUUUUAGGUUAUUGCAUCGCAUCUUUAAGCGACGGUAAGAAAAAAAGUGGACACAUUCCAUAUCGGGAUAGUAAAUUAACCAAAUUAUUAGCGGAUAGUCUUGCUGGGAAUGGAGUUUCUCUUAUGAUUGCGUGUAUAUCGCCGGCUCGUUCAAAUGCAAGUGAAACAUUAAAUACUUUACGAUAUGCUUCGAGGACAAAAAAAAUCCGUACCAAACCAAUUGUAGUAAUGGAUCCAAGAGAAGCUUUAAUUAUAAGUUUAAAGCGAGAAGUCAAUGCGCUUCAAACGGAAAAUGAUCAUCUUAGAGCAGCUCUUCAUCUUGGAAGUGAUGCCUCUAACAUAAGUCGCAGUGAGUCUAAAGCCGAAAGCCGAGUGCCAAAAACUCCACCGGUAGAUCUGGAUAAGUUAGCCGAACUGGAAAAUUCAGAAUUAAGCCAACUCAUUCGAGCUUAUAUGAAUGAAAAUGAAGCCUUGCGUCGUGAAAAUGCAGAACUUUAUUCCACACGUGAGCAAGUAAUACGCGAUCAAGAAGUUGUUUGUAAGGAAAACGAGAGGCUUUUGAAAAAACUAGAGGAUGUGAAUUCGGUAUGUUGUCGAUCUCCCAUUAUACCAGCAAGACCAGCGUACUCUUCGGAAAUGCUAAAUGGAUCGAACAAUGAAGAUCUUCCAGGUGCAACAAAUAUAUGGACUAAUCCCUAUCCAGAUUCGGCUGUACCAAAUUAUUCAAUCUCGAGGGAUCUGCUGGACGGAAGUGGGCUCUCAAAAUAUGGGAGUGUUAUGCCCCAAAAAGUACUGAAAGAACUGGACAAGAGGCGAAUUAUGGGUAGCGUGAAUAAUAUUGCCGAAGCUUACAAAGAUAAGAGUCAUCAUCGUCGUCAUAAUUCCUGGGACAAUGGAAAUAGAUCUUCAACCAGUCCGGACCAAACCACUUCUCCAGUGAAUGGCAGUCGUCAGAAAAGGUCGACAUUGCGUCGAACGUCGACGGUUCCUGAAGAAAAAACCUCGUCGAAAAUCAACGAAGUCUUGGGCGGACCUGUUUUUCCAAGUGCCCAAUCUUUAAAUGGUACUCCAGAUUCUAUUUUGAGCGGGUCACUUCUGGAGGGUGGAUCAUCGGCUCCAGACUCAGCAGAAUCAGAAGCACCGACUGCUGCAUUUCCAAUUAUUUCAAGAUCGUCUUCACCAUUCACGACCCCAGAAUCCGACGAAUAUUUUCGUGAUUCAAAAUUUUCGAGAGGAUCCUCAAGAAGGAGUAAUAGUUCCAGUAGGGAAAAACGAAAACGCUCAAAAGAAAAUAUAAAUCGUGCCUUUGGUAGUCCUAUUGCGCCAGAUGAACAAUUUCAUUUGCAGCCCAUUUAAAUUUAUCAGGGUGGCCACUGAACCGGAAAAUCGGGAAAUGACCGGGAAUUUUUUGAAACAGUAAAAUGGCAGUAAAUUUAUUUUUUCAAAAUUAAAAAAAUUUUCUAUCUAAAAAAAAGGGGUGUAUGUCAUAUUUCUUGAAAAUUUCACAAGAACUGUUGUUGAAAAACUGGAAAUAAUCCCUUUUAUUAAGAAGAAUUACAAAAAACCUUUUGCGAAAUAAAAAAAAUGAGCUUUUUAAUUAUAAUCAUGCGCGGCUAAAUUAAAACUUUCAAAUUAUCUAAUAAAUUAUUGUAAAUAUCAUAAAUGUUUCAUGUCAGUGCCUUUUGCCGGAAAUUAGUAUUUUUCUAAGAAAUUGAAUAUAGAUUCCUUAAUCCAUUUUGAACAAUUUCAGGUUAAGUUACCGUUUUAGAAAGCAAAUGUGUAUUUU
This is a messenger RNA of Belonocnema kinseyi, 2887 nucleotides long. Its product is annotated as kinesin-like protein KIF12. Gene Ontology annotation, molecular function: microtubule motor activity; microtubule binding; ATP binding. The record is from RefSeq and is a predicted model, not a curated record. NCBI's taxonomy places the organism in Eukaryota, Metazoa, Arthropoda, Insecta, Hymenoptera, Cynipidae. The transcript has 15 exons. Gene Ontology annotation, biological process: microtubule-based movement. Bases 1 to 2457 code for a protein of 818 amino acids.